UAGCCCUUUUGUUGUAUUUUGAUUUUGAGAUGGUUUCAAACUUCAUCCUCCUGCCCCUGCCUUCUGAGUGGCUGGAGUUACAGAUGUGCCCACGCCCAGCUAAGAUAUCAGGAUCUUAAAGGAAUAUAACUGUCUUGUGGUUUUAUAAAAAGUAGAAUUUAGUAAGCAAUCUAAUGUUAAAUAAUUCAUCAGUGAUCUUAUUUAUUUUGAGCUCUAAGCCUGUGAUCCUGUGAAGGCCCUGUCAGUGUUAUUUAUUUCUUCACAUCUUUUCUGCUUUCCCAUUUAGAUUGUAAAUCCCCACUUACUGAAAGAUCUUACUGAGCGUGGCUUGUGGAAUGAAGAGAUGAAAAACCAGAUUAUUGCAUGCAACGGCUCUAUCCAGAGCAUACCAGAAAUUCCUGAUGACCUGAAGCAACUUUAUAAGACUGUGUGGGAAAUCUCACAGAAAACUGUUCUCAAGAUGGCAGCUGAGAGAGGUGCUUUCAUUGAUCAAAGUCAGUCUUUGAACAUCCAUAUUGCUGAGCCUAACUAUGGCAAACUCACUAGUAUGCACUUCUAUGGCUGGAAGCAGGGUUUAAAGACUGGGAUGUAUUAUUUAAGGACAAGACCUGCAGCUAAUCCAAUCCAGUUCACCCUAAACAAGGAAAAGUUGAAAGAGAAGGAAAAGGCAUCAAGAGAGGAAGAAGAGAAGGAGAGGAACACAGCAGCCAUGGUGUGCUCUUUGGAGAACAGAGAUGAAUGUCUGAUGUGUGGAUCCUGAGAAAAGGCUUAGAAGAGACCAGCAUGUCUUCCAUAGCCAAGCUACUUGAGCAUAGAUAGGCAUAGUGGGUGUGCUUGAAGUGGUAAGGCUUUGCUGAACCUUAUUGCAACAAAAGGAGUAAUUGAUUUAAAGUAUUGUUUCUAUAAGUGUGAAGAUACUGAUUUAAAAAACAAAAAACAAAAAAAAUACUUGAUAUAUUGGGAAUCCAAGUAGAAGUUCUAGGAAUGCAAAAGGCAUCAUCUUGGAAAUAGGAAGUGAUGUAGUAAGGUUUAAUUAACCCCUCUAGCAUUCCUUUUCUGAUAAUCUGUUUGUGUAAGGAGCUUGAGUUUUGCUGCUUUGACUGGUUUCCUAGAAGCAAAACUGAGUGAUAACCCAUGAAAAGUGCUGAUAGGACUUUUAUCUAGAUAAGGUUCCAUUGGUCACUCUGAAAUAAAGAGAAACAUUUCUACGUGUUUGUGUGAAGUUAAUUUUGUCAUU
This is a messenger RNA of Castor canadensis (American beaver), 1237 nucleotides long. The record is from RefSeq and is a predicted model, not a curated record. NCBI's taxonomy places the organism in Eukaryota, Metazoa, Chordata, Mammalia, Rodentia, Castoridae.